CCCAUUUUGCCCUCCCGCUCGCUCUCUCCCCGACCGCUUGCAGCUCUCACUCUCUCCCUGACCACUCGCUCUCUCUCCCCGACAACUCUCGCUGUCUCCGACCCCGACCGCUCGCCCUCUCGUCGGCCAGUCGCCACCCUCUCCCUCUCGUCGGUGUCUUCCUCACCGCAGUCUUGCACCUCACCACCCAUAACCCUAGCAGCCCGCCUCCCUCUCGUCGGUGAAAGGUGACAUUUUUACCAGUUGGGGUGCUCGAUUCGUGGCGGCGGUGCUCGAUCCGUGGGCGGCGGUACUCGAUCCGUGCUGGAGCAGCGGGAGGAGGAGGCCAAGGUGGAGAUCGUGGUGCGGGAGGGGGAGCUCGGCGAGACGGCGGCUGGAUCUGAAGCGCGGCUGCUCCACCUUCCUCAGGGUGGCGGGGAUCUCCGACUCGCUGCAGAGGAGAAGGGCCCGACCGCUGGCGUCAUCCGCCGCUCCCUCAGGGUUGGCGGCGGCGGGCUGCGUUCCGGCGGGAGGGCGGCACGUUCAAGGUGCUGCAGGUGGCGGACAUGCACUACGCGGACGGGCGGAGCACCGCGUGCGAGGACGUGAUGCCCGAGCAGGUCGCCGGCUGCUCCGACCUCAACAUCACCGCCUUCCUCUACCGCGUCAUCCGCGCCGAGGACCCCGACCUCGUCAUCUUCACGGUUCACUACUCGAGGCGCUGGGCUGCGGCUUCAUCGAGGCGGACGACAACCACUCCCAUGCAAAUAAAGGUGAGCAUUCAGGAAAAGAAGGCGGCCGGCGAGGGAGUUGCGUAUGAGUUUGGGCUCUCAAUUGGAGCGGAGGAAGGCGGCCGGCGAGGGAGCUGCGGCCGGCGCGGGCGGACGCCGGAGCUGCAGCAGUGGGGUGGAGCCUGGCGGAGGCGGGGAGGAGCGAUGGAGGAAGAUGAAGAUCCCCGGCGACAAGAAUUUUAAAUUGAGGGUAGUUUAGUACUUUUUCCUGUUUUCACCUGGUCGGAGAAGUUCCCCAACGACAACUAUUUUGGAACAGAGGGAGUAUAUAUUAUCCCUGCUGCCUCCACUUUCACCAAUGAAUGUUUACAAUGGAUUUCCCUUUUUUGUUUCUCAAUGUACAUUUCAACUUUGGACCUGAAAUUUUAAGGGGUUGUAGUGA
Messenger RNA from Triticum aestivum (bread wheat), 1152 nucleotides. RefSeq lists its product as uncharacterized. Gene Ontology annotation, molecular function: hydrolase activity, acting on ester bonds. The record is from RefSeq and is a predicted model, not a curated record. Gene Ontology annotation, cellular component: cytoplasm. The coding region runs from base 546 to 953 and encodes 135 amino acids. NCBI's taxonomy places the organism in Eukaryota, Viridiplantae, Streptophyta, Magnoliopsida, Poales, Poaceae. The transcript has 3 exons.